Molecule: messenger RNA, 1314 nt
Organism: Populus trichocarpa (black cottonwood)
Lineage: Eukaryota; Viridiplantae; Streptophyta; Magnoliopsida; Malpighiales; Salicaceae
Product: 60S acidic ribosomal protein P0
Exons: 5
Coding region: 203-1165 (320 amino acids)
Biological process (GO): ribosomal large subunit assembly; cytoplasmic translation; ribosome biogenesis
Cellular component (GO): cytosolic large ribosomal subunit
Molecular function (GO): large ribosomal subunit rRNA binding; structural constituent of ribosome
Source: RefSeq, a predicted model, not a curated record
UUCAUCUCUCACAAGCCUAGCAUCUGUAUUAGGGUUAUAUUGCUUUUUUCCUUCUACUUUCUCCACCAAAUACCUCAGAGGUUAAAGAGACAGCCGCGGUGUUGCUGUCCGCCUUGACAGAAGUCUAGCUUCGUGUCUUGGCCCUCAUUUUUGCUUUGGUCUUUACCUUCCUCUUAGUUUUAGAAACCAAACUAGUAAAAAAAUGGUGAACAAACUAUCAAAGGCUGAUAAGAAAAUCGCUUACGAUGCUAAGCUGUGCCAAUUGCUGGAUGAGUACAGCCAGAUCUUGAUUGCAGCAGCUGAUAAUGUGGGGUCUACCCAGCUGCAGAAUAUCAGGAGGGGUCUUAGAGGUGACUCUGUGGUGCUAAUGGGAAAGAAUACCAUGAUGAAGAGGUCUGUUAGGAUCCAUUCCGAAAAAACUGCAAACAAAGCUUUCCUCAACCUUAUCCCUCUCCUCCAGGGCAAUGUUGGAUUGAUUUUCACUAAAGGUGAUCUCAAGGAAGUGAGCGAGGAAGUUGCCAAGUACAAGGUUGGAGCACCUGCUCGUGUUGGUCUGGUUGCACCAAUUGAUGUUGUUGUCCCUCCUGGCAACACAGGGCUUGACCCAUCCCAGACCUCUUUCUUCCAGGUGCUUAAUAUCCCAACCAAGAUUAACAAGGGUACAGUCGAAAUUAUCACCCCAGUUGAGUUGAUCAAGAAGGGUGACAAGGUUGGCUCUUCUGAGGCGGCUCUGUUGGCAAAGCUUGGCAUUAGGCCAUUUUCUUAUGGUCUGGUUGUCUUGUCUGCUUAUGACAAUGGCUCUGUCUUCAGCCCUGAGGUGCUGGACCUGACAGAGGAUGACCUUAUUGACAAGUUUGCUGCAGGUGUUUCAAUGAUCGCCUCGUUGUCUUUGGCCACCUCUUACCCAACCCUUGCUGCCGCACCACACAUGUUCAUCAAUGCCUACAAGAAUGUUCUGGCUGUUGCAGUUGCAACAGAGUAUUCUUUUCCACAGGCAGAGAAAGUGAAAGAGUUCCUGGAGGAUCCUAGCAAGUUUGCUGUAGCUGCUGCCCCUGUUACUGCUGCUGCUUCUGGUGGUGCCCCUGCUGCCGCCAAGGAAGAGGAGAAGAAGGAAGAGCCGGCAGAAGAGUCUGAUGAUGACAUGGGUUUCAGUCUGUUUGACUAAGUUUUAUGUUGGUUUUUAUCUAUCCAGGAAUUUACCAUGUUUUGGUGAACAUCUUUUAGCUUCCUAUAUUGCUGUUUUUGUUAUACAUUUCUAGGCAAGUCAUGAGUUUAAUGUUGGUUUUUCCGUGAUUAGUAUUUUACUAUUUUGAA